UCGGUGCCUCGCGCAUGGCCAGGCCAUUCGCCUUCCUCGCUGCCUCCUUGCUGACUGCUUUCCAGUCAAUGCGCAGGGGUGCAGCAGGUUCUACACUACGCAGGCAGCUCUUGGCGAUCUCCGUGGGCGUCCCACUCGUGCUUUUAAUGAUGAUGCUUUACCUGCAUAUUCAACAGGGAAAUUAUACCGACACCUACGAGUUGCUUAGCUUCAAGGCCCUCGCAUCUCUGGCGUGGGUGAGCCGACACUGCUCCCCCGUGCCCUGGACGCUCCACGCAGACGACGAUGUGUUGGUGGACCCUUUUCUCCUUACAUCCCUCCUCAGGAGAAGGCUCUCGAGAGAAAAGAACAAGUUCCUUUGCUACCCAUGGAAGGGCUCUAGAGUCCAGCGCCAGGGACGCUGGGCAGUCCAGUACGAAGACUAUCCCAGCGGUACCUAUCCUGAGUACUGUAUGGGAGCUGCCUGGGUAGUGCAUACUCACGUGAUCCCAAGUCUUCUGAGUGCGGCCGCGCGGGUUCCGUUCCUGUGGGUGGAUGAUGUCUACGUCACCGGAAUAUUAGCGCAAGGAGCGGCCGUGAAACACUCGCCAUGGAUGAAGAAAUUUAUCAGCAGGGAAAAUAUCAGUGAAGAGGAUAUAGGACAGAAGGUGAUUUGGUAUCAUCUGGGUGAGGACAGGUCUACUUGGUGGAAACUAAUUUUGGGCUACCAUGGAUACCACUAGACUCCAAAAAAGUCCUUAGUGAAAAAGAUUAAAAUAACAAAUGAAUAAAUUGAUAUUUUAAACAAAUUUACAUCAGUAAACAAAGAGAAGCUUUCA
Molecule: messenger RNA, 818 nt
Organism: Penaeus monodon (black tiger shrimp)
Lineage: Eukaryota; Metazoa; Arthropoda; Malacostraca; Decapoda; Penaeidae
Product: beta-1,3-galactosyltransferase 2-like
Exons: 3
Coding region: 15-722 (235 amino acids)
Cellular component (GO): membrane
Molecular function (GO): hexosyltransferase activity
Source: RefSeq, a predicted model, not a curated record